ACUGUUACCUUUUUUUCUACUUAAACAACGCGAAGAGCGGAAUUCAGCGUUUGUCUGGGUUGUUCUUUCGUGGUUCUGUACCGAGCGGGCCGCGGAGCUGCACCCGUGGGAUCACGGCAGCAGUGCCAUCAUGAUCCUGCGACAGAUCUUGCGGCUUUCCUCCCUUUUCCACUCUGCUGUGUCCAUUCACUUGCGCAGGAACAUUGGGCUCUCUGCGAUUGUCUUCAACAAGACAAAAGAACUCGACCCGGUUCAGAAGCUCUUCUUAGACAAGAUCAGAGAGUACAACACGAAGAGCAAGCAAGCUGGAGGGCCUGUUGAUGCAGGACCUGACUUUCAAAAAGAUAUGAAUGAAUCCCUUGCAAGACUUCAACGGGCGUAUGGUGAGGGAGAUCUCACCAAAUUUCCAGAAUUUAAGUUUGAGGAGCCCAAGUUUGAGGAGACUCCAAAGUGAUCUCUGCAGCUUGUACACCGAACAGCAGUGUACAGCCAUGGAGUUGCUGAACAUGGCACCAGUUGUAAUUUAAUAAAUGUAGUGCUUCAGUUUGAUUUCA
Molecule: messenger RNA, 554 nt
Organism: Cyanistes caeruleus (blue tit)
Lineage: Eukaryota; Metazoa; Chordata; Aves; Passeriformes; Paridae
Gene: ATP5PF
Product: ATP synthase peripheral stalk subunit F6
Biological process (GO): proton motive force-driven ATP synthesis
Cellular component (GO): proton-transporting ATP synthase complex
Molecular function (GO): proton transmembrane transporter activity
Source: RefSeq, a predicted model, not a curated record